Molecule: messenger RNA, 1047 nt
Organism: Ixodes scapularis (black-legged tick)
Lineage: Eukaryota; Metazoa; Arthropoda; Arachnida; Ixodida; Ixodidae
Product: piggyBac transposable element-derived protein 3-like
Exons: 1
Coding region: 1-1047 (348 amino acids)
Source: RefSeq, a predicted model, not a curated record
AUGGUAAAAAUUGUGUACAAAGCGUCACAAUGGAAGCAAAAAAUGACCGCGUGCCAAAUGCGCUGCCUAAUGUUCCGUAUUAUGACUUUUUCAUUCUUUCUGGAAGUGCCUUGCACAUCUUUUUAUAAAGCAAAGCCCCAUGCUGCGACGAAAGAGUCGGCCGACCGAUUACUAGAAAAGAUUGCUUCCGGGAACACAUCCGCCGUCGGUGAAAGCGAUGACGAAGAUGACGUUGCUCAAGAAAUAAUCGAUGAGAGCAUAACCUCUUUAUGCGAAAACGAAGAAAAUGCGCACCAGACUCCACUAUUGCAAGACAGAGGUCCAGAGCAAAAUGUUGUGAAGAACUUUCAGUGGAAAAAGAGAAGGUUCGACCCCCCACCUAAUAUCGACUUCAGCGGCCACGGCGACUGCCUACCUGAGCCGGACGAAACGUGUACGCCGCACACGUAUUUUUCAAGGUACGUGCCAGAAUCCAUUUUCAAGUGCAUGGCUGAACAGACGAAUCUUUACAGCGUCCAAGAAACCCACAAUAAUGUGAACACGACAGCUGAAGAAAUAAGGAAGCUUUUUGGUAUCCAUAUUCUGAUGGGUGUCACUGCUCUGCCUCGCGUCAGGCUCUACUGGGACCCCAUCAUGAAUGUUCACUUGAUCAGCGAGACCAUGUCUGAGAAAAGAUUCUUCAAGUUCCGCAACACUUUGCAUAUUGCUGCUGAAGCUCCUGGAGAACAAAAUGGCGAUCGCCUGUGGAAAGUGCGCCCUUUCUUGGAUCAGAUAAGGCAGCGGUGCUUGGAGCUUGCCAUUGAACAAGAAUCGUCAAUUGAUGAACAGAUGAUUCCUUUCAAAGGUCAACAUUCCAUCAAACAGUAUGUCAAAGGCAAGCCGACCCCUUGGGGGAUCAAAGUAUUUGCUCUCUGCGGUAGGAGCGACCUGCUUUACGACUUUGGGGUUUAUCAGGGGGAAAACACAAUUCCCGCUGAGCUGAAGAAUGACUACGGCCUUUGUUCUGGUGUUGUAGUACACCUGUCUAAAAUUUUUAAAUGGCGGUAA